This is a messenger RNA of Drepanopeziza brunnea f. sp. 'multigermtubi' MB_m1, 4470 nucleotides long. RefSeq lists its product as uncharacterized. Gene Ontology annotation, cellular component: membrane. Gene Ontology annotation, biological process: transmembrane transport. Gene Ontology annotation, molecular function: ABC-type transporter activity; ATP binding; ATP hydrolysis activity. The record is from RefSeq and is a predicted model, not a curated record. NCBI's taxonomy places the organism in Eukaryota, Fungi, Ascomycota, Leotiomycetes, Helotiales, Drepanopezizaceae.
AUGUCUGAGAAGGCAGCUUACGAAUCAUCGCCUAUGGCACUGGAGGAGUCUCCGGUCGGCCCCUCGAACAACACUGCGCGAACCUCAGUCAAUACGGCUGCUGAUCCAGAAGCUCAGAGGGAGAGUGCGCGGAGCGCAAAUCCAAAUGGCUUCUCCAGCACAAGUUCUGCGAUCAAUGUGAAGGCUUCCGAGGCGGAGUUCGCUGCGCUGCAGAAGGAGCUGUCUGGCAUCUCGGAAAACAGUAGACGACUUUCGAGAAUACAGUCAAACAAAUCGAAGAAGGAGACCAGCGAAAAGGAUGUGGAGAAGCAUGCGUCUGAAGACUCGGCGACCGAGGGGGAGCCCUUCGACCUCGAAGCGACGCUGCAUGGUAACUAUACAGCAGAACAGGAAUCCGGUAUUCGACCGAAGCACAUCGGCGUAAUUUGGGAGAAUUUGACGGUUUCGGGGCAAGGUGGAGUCACGAAUUUCGUGAAGACGUUCCCCGAUUCCUUUAUCAGCUUCUUCAACGUUGUCGAAACAGCUAUGAAUAUUUUCGGCAUUGGCAAAAAAGGACGAGAGGUGAAUAUUCUCAAGAACUUCAGGGGCCUUGUACACCCUGGCGAGAUGGUUCUGGUCCUAGGGAGACCUGGUUCGGGAUGCACCACUUUUCUAAAGGUGAUUGCCAAUCAGCGAUUUGGAUACACUGGUGUAGACGGCGAGGUUCUCUACGGCCCCUUUGAUGCUGCGACUUUUGCGAAAAACUACCGAGGAGAGGCAGUCUAUAAUCAAGAGGACGAUGUCCACCACCCAACCUUGACGGUUGGCCAGACAUUGGGCUUCGCUUUAGACGUCAAGACUCCAGGCAAGCGCCCGCAUGGAAUGUCGAAGGAGGAAUUCAAGGACAAGGUCAUUACGACGCUCCUGAAGAUGUUCAAUAUUGAGCACACCCGAAACACCAUCGUGGGAAACCCGUUCGUCCGAGGUGUCUCUGGAGGGGAGAGAAAGCGUGUUUCCAUUGCUGAGAUGAUGGUUACUGCUGGGACCGUCUGCGCAUGGGACAACUCGACUCGUGGUUUGGAUGCUUCGACGGCUCUCGAUUACGCCAAGUCUCUCAGGGUCAUGACGAACAUCUACAAGACGACUACUUUCGUGUCGCUAUACCAAGCCAGUGAGAACAUUUACAAGCAAUUCGACAAGGUUCUCGUCAUCGAUGAUGGCCGUGAGGUGUACUUUGGGCCAACCACGGAGGCUAGAGCCUACUUCGAAGGGCUUGGAUUCAAGGAGAAGCCCCGUCAAACAUCCGCCGAUUACCUGACAGGUUGCACUGAUGAGUUUGAGAGAGAGUACGCUGAGGGUCAUUCGGCUGAUAAUGCUCCGCACAGCCCCGAUACCCUGGCUGAAGCUUUCAACUCGUCUAGAUUCGCAACAAGCCUUAGCGAGGAGAUGGCCCAAUACCGCAAAUCUCUGGCAGAGGACAAGCAGAGACAAGAAGACUUCACAACCGCGGUACACGACAGCAAGCGCAAAGGGGCCUCCAAAUCUGUUUACAGCAUCCCAUUCUACCUGCAAGUCUGGUCACUUAUGCAACGCCAGUAUCUAAUUAAAUGGCAAGACAAGUUCUCCCUUGUUGUAAGCUGGGUUACAAGUAUCGUUAUUGCCAUCGUUCUAGGAACAGUGUGGCUGGAUUUGCCUGUAACAUCUGCCGGUGCUUUCACUCGGGGUGGUCUCCUCUUCAUUAGUUUGCUGUUCAACGCCUUCCAAGCCUUCUCUGAGCUUGCGAGUACCAUGACUGGGCGCCCGAUCGUGAAUAAGCACAAAGCGUAUACGUUUCAUAGACCUUCAGCUCUCUGGAUUGCGCAAAUUCUCGUCGAUCUGGUUUUCUCAGCCGCUCAGAUCUUGGUCUUCUGCAUUAUCGUUUACUUUAUGUGUGGGCUAGUCCGAAAUGCCGGUGCCUUCUUUACGUUUUACGUUGUUAUCGUUAGUGGCUACUUGGCUAUGACUUUGUUCUUCCGAACUAUCGGCUGCCUCUGUGUAGACUUCGACUACGCCAUUAAGUUUGGUGCCACGAUUAUCACAUUAUUCGUCAUUACAUCCGGAUACCUCAUCCAAUAUCAAUCCGAAAAGGUCUGGAUUCGAUGGAUCUACUGGAUUAAUGCCCUUGGUCUCGGUUUCAGCGCUCUGAUGGAGAACGAGUUCGGUCGCUUGACUCUGACUUGCACCGGAGAGUCUUUGGUACCAUCCGGUACUGGGUACGGUAAUGCCAGCAUUGAAAAUCAAGUCUGUACGCUCCCAGGAAGCGUUGCUGGAACAGAUCAAGUCUCUGGAUCACAAUACAUCAUCGACGGCUUCUCGUACAACCCCUCUGACCUGUGGCGCAACUUUGGCAUCAUUAUCGCUUUGAUUAUUGGGUUCUUGUUUGCAAACGCCACUCUGGGAGAAUGGCUUACUUUCGGCGCCGGAGGAAACACCGCCAAGGUCUUCCAGAAGCCCAACAAGGAGCGAAACGACCUCAACGCUGCACUCAUUGCGAAACGUGAUCAACGACGAACGACCAAGGGAGAGGCUGAAGGAUCCGAAAUCAAUAUCACAUCGAAAGCGGUACUGACGUGGGAAGGACUCAACUACGAUGUCCCAACUCCAUCGGGACAAUUGCGCCUCCUCAACAACAUCUACGGAUACGUUCAACCUGGAGAACUCACAGCACUCAUGGGUGCUAGUGGGGCGGGCAAAACGACCCUCUUAGAUACGCUAGCCGCAAGAAAGAACAUCGGUGUCAUCUCUGGUGAUAUCCUGGUCGACGGCAUUGCUCCUGGUACUGCCUUCCAGCGAGGAACCUCCUAUGCCGAACAACUGGAUGUCCACGAGCCUACUCAAACAGUCCGCGAAGCCCUACGGUUCUCAGCCGACCUUCGUCAACCAUUCGAUGUACCCCAAGCCGAGAAGUACGCCUACGUUGAGGAAGUUCUCAGUCUGUUGGAAAUGGAAGAUAUAGCCGAUGCAAUCAUUGGAGACCCCGAAUCUGGUCUAGCUGUCGAACAACGCAAAAGAGUCACCAUUGGUGUUGAGCUCGCUGCUAAGCCCGAACUCCUCCUCUUUCUGGAUGAACCUACCUCUGGUCUUGACUCCCAGUCGGCCUUUAACAUUGUUCGGUUCUUGAAGAAGCUCGCAAGCGCUGGACAGGCUAUCCUGUGUACUAUUCAUCAACCGAAUGCCGCGCUGUUCGAGAACUUCGAUCGCCUCUUGCUCCUCCAGAGAGGUGGACAGACUGUGUACUUCGGAGAAAUCGGAAAGGAUGCCUGUGUACUGAUUGACUACCUGCGCAAACACGGUGCUGAAUGCCCUCCCGAUGCUAACCCUGCUGAGUACAUGUUGGAUGCUAUAGGAGCUGGACAAGCGCCAAGGGUUGGAAACCGAGACUGGGCAGAGAUUUUUGCCCAAUCCCCGGAGCUCGCUAACAUAAAAGCCCGCAUUUCUCAAAUGAAAGCCCAGCGUCUCUCGGAGGUCGGCGCUAAUGCAAAGAAUGAUCAACGAGAGUAUGCAACACCACUCAUGCACCAACUCAAGGUCGUAAGAAAGCGAACGAACCUCUCUUUCUGGAGAUCUCCCAACUACGGUUUCACUCGCCUCUUCAACCAUGUCAUCAUUGCUCUGAUCACCGGUCUUGCCUUUCUCCACCUCGACGACUCUCGUGAAUCUCUGCAGUACAGAGUCUUCGUUAUCUUCCAGGUCACGGUACUCCCAGCUUUGAUCCUGGCACAAGUGGAACCCAAGUACGCCAUGUCACGCAUGAUCUUUUACCGCGAAGCCUCCUCGAAAAUGUACGGCCAAUUUGCUUUCGCUUCGUCUCUCGUCGUUGCCGAAAUGCCUUACAGUAUCAUCUGCGCCGUAAGCUUCUUCUUGCCUAUCUACUACAUGCCAGGCUUCCAAAGCGACAGCUCUCGCGCUGGUUAUCAAUUCCUCAUGGUGCUCGCCACCGAGCUUUUUUCCGUCACAUUAGGUCAGAUGGUGGCAGCUGUUACACCCAGCCCUUUCAUCUCCGCCCUCCUCAACCCCUUCAUCAUCAUCACCUUCGCCCUCUUCUGCGGCGUCACCAUCCCGAAGCCGCAGAUUCCCAAGUUCUGGCGUGCAUGGCUUUAUGAACUCGAUCCCUUCACGCGUCUGAUCGGUGGCAUGGUCGUAACUGAACUGCACAACCGGAAUGUGAAUUGCAACGACGCCGAACUGAAUCGAUUCCCUGCUCCUACUGGCCAGAACUGCGGAGAAUACAUGAGCAACUUUUUUGCUGCCGGCGGGCCUGGAUACAUUGUUAACAAUGCGACCGACGCGUGCGAGUACUGCGCCUACAAGGUCGGGGAUCAGUUCUACUCGUCGCUUGGCCUGGAAUUCAAUAACCGGUGGAGAGAUCUAGGGAUCCUGGUUGCUUUCAUCGGAAGUAAUCUGGUGUUCCUGUUCUUGGGUUCGAGAUACCUCAACUUCAAUCGCAGAUAG